Abrus precatorius (Indian licorice) is the source of this 1976-nucleotide messenger RNA. Its product is annotated as geraniol 8-hydroxylase-like. Gene Ontology annotation, molecular function: iron ion binding; monooxygenase activity; heme binding. NCBI's taxonomy places the organism in Eukaryota, Viridiplantae, Streptophyta, Magnoliopsida, Fabales, Fabaceae. The transcript has 2 exons. The record is from RefSeq and is a predicted model, not a curated record. Bases 21 to 1505 code for a protein of 494 amino acids.
ACAAUAGCUAGCCAUCAACCAUGGACUAUAUGAAUAUUUUUCCUGUAAUUUCUCUUCUAUACAUAUGCAUUCACAUCCUAGUCUCUAACCUUAGCAAAAACACAAAAAAAUCUCCUAAGCUCCCACCUGGUCCUCCCAGUUAUCCCCUCAUCGGUAACAUAUUGCAACUUGCCCCACCCAAACUGCCUGAAACACUUAGUAAACUCUCCAAAAUAUAUGGGCCUAUUAUGACUGUUAAAAUAGGCACUAUUACCACUGUGGUCAUUUCCUCUCCAAACAUAGCCAAAGAAGCACUUCAUAAAAAUGAUCAAACCUUAGCUAACCGAUUAAUACCUGAGGCUGUUCAAGCCCUUUCACAUGACAAAGCUUCUUUAAUAUUCAUGCCCUUAUCACCAAAGUGGAAGAUCUUUAGAAAAUUUUGUGCCACCAAAAUAUUCUCUUCUCAACAACUUGACUCUACCCAAUCAAUUCGCCUAAAAAAGAUGAAAGAACUACUUGAUUACUUGCAAGAAAAUUGCAAAAAGGGUGAAGCCAUUGACAUUGGUCAACUUGCCUUUACCACAGUACUUAAUUCAAUUUCAAACACCCUUUUCUCCAUUGACUUGGCUAGCUAUAGUUCUGGUUCUUCUCAAAUAUUUAGGAAUGUUAUUUCCCGUAUGCUGGUGGAAGCUUCAAAGCCAAACAUUGCGGACUAUUAUCCAAUUUUACGUAGAUUUGAUCCCAUGGGAGCAAGAAGAAGAAUGAAAAAAUAUUAUGAGACGAUACUGACGGUUUUUGACACUAUCGUUGAAGAAAGAAUUCAAAAGGGUAAUUGCACCGAAGGAAGUGAUGUGUUAGACUCGUUUCUCAAAUUGACCCAAGAGGAAAAUUUGGAGUUGACACGCCAUGAUCUGCUGCAUAUAUUUCUGGACUUAUUUGUAGCUGGGAUUGAUACAACAUCAGCGACAAUAGAAUGGGCUAUGGCAGAGUUGUUAAACAACCCAGAGAAAUUGAUGAAAACAAGGAAGGAACUUCAACAAGUCCUCAACAAAGAUGAAUAUCCUAAAGAUUCAGACAUCACUAAGCUCCCUUAUCUACAAGCAGUUGUUAAAGAAAGCUUAAGAUUGCACCCAACAGCCCCUAUUCUAGUCCACAAAUCAGUUGCUGAGGUAGACAUGUGUGGCUUUAAGGUACCUAAAGAUGCACAAGUUCUUAUUAAUGUAUGGAACAUGGGAAGAGACUCGAGCAUUUGGACUGACCCAAAUUCGUUUAUACCUGAAAGGUUUUUAGAAAGUGAAACAGAAAUAAGGGGAGAGGAUUUUGGGUACAUUCCCUUUGGAACUGGUAGAAGAAUGUGUCCAGGUAUUCCACUAGCUCAAAGGGUUGUGCACACCAUGUUGGCCUCUUUUCUAUACCAGUUUGACUGGAAGCUACCACAAAAAUCACAAGUCAUGGACAUGAGUGAAAAAUAUGGCAUUACUUUACACAAAGUCAAGCCUCUCAUUGCUAUUCCCUUCAGAGAAUAGUAAACACGAGAAAAACUCCUUUUCAAUUACCGAAGAGGUGCAAUAUGAAAGAAAAAGAUGCAUACAUUUUAUAAUUUUUGUAAAAUUCAUAAAAUGCAUGUAUUUUUUUUUCUCUCUUUUACUAGACUCAUCCAGUGAUUUAAGAGGAUUCAAACUCAGCAAAUACCUGUCUUUAAGGCCAAAAUUAUAGCGUGGAACUUUUAGGCACAAUCAUUAGGAUUGCCACUUAAAAUGAUGCUUUUUAGUAGGUAGUCCAAAUACUUGUCACCGAUGGUUUGAAUGUUUAUAGUGGGGUAUUCAUAUAUGAAAAACACUUUUCAGUCUGGCCUCGGGUUUUAACUUGUAUCCUGGUCGAGGUUUGAUUUUUUUAAGUAUAACUACAAUAGAUGGACGUGAGAAAAGUGCAUAGUUUAUAAAAUUAUCCUCGUAAGGUUUUAAGGUUUAAAUAAGAUUUUGAAUUUUACAGCUUUG